Molecule: messenger RNA, 1678 nt
Organism: Medicago truncatula (barrel medic)
Lineage: Eukaryota; Viridiplantae; Streptophyta; Magnoliopsida; Fabales; Fabaceae
Product: probable UDP-3-O-acyl-N-acetylglucosamine deacetylase 1, mitochondrial
Exons: 7
Coding region: 315-1247 (310 amino acids)
Biological process (GO): lipid A biosynthetic process
Molecular function (GO): UDP-3-O-acyl-N-acetylglucosamine deacetylase activity
Source: RefSeq, a predicted model, not a curated record
AAUUAAACACCUUAAGCCACUUUCUUCCCACAAGUGAAGAGAAAUAAAAAGUAGGUGGAGUCCAUGAAAUAUAAUCUCUCUUCACUAACUCUCUGAUGCUCCAAACAAGAGAAAAGUCAUCUCUCUUCACACUUUCUCUCUCGACAAUCUCUCUCACCUAUCUCUUGCCUUCCAAACACAGUGCAAGUUAGAACAGUAAAAAGGGACUCAACUUCCUCUAGAAAAGACCUAAGAGCAAGAUCAAAAGACUUAAGAGCAAGAUCAAAAAUAAAACGGUGUAAUAUUCUUGACUAGUUUGAUAAAACUGUGCAACAAUGUCUGUUCUCAGCGCUCUCAGAUCAUCAAAACUCAUCACAUGGAAACCCACGGGGAAGCUUCAACAGACCCUAGGAGGAAGCGUGGAGCGGAAGGGAAUCUCGUUGCAUUCGGGGAAGGUAUCGACGGUGAGAUUGUGUCCAGGAUUUGCAGGUCAAGGAAGGUGGUUUGAGUUUAGGAACAGUUUAGUUCCUGCUUCUGUUGAAUUUGCUCAGGUUUCGCCACUUUGUACUACUUUGUGUAAAGAUGGGGUGAGGAUUAGGACUGUUGAGCAUUUGCUUUCUGCAUUGGAAGGUUUUGGGGUUGAUAAUUGUAGGAUUCAGAUUGAAAAUUUGGAUGAUCAAGGUGAUGAUGCUGAGAUUCCUAUAUUUGAUGGGUCGGCGAGGGAAUGGGUGGCUGCCUUGGAAGAAGUUGGUUUAGAGAUAGCAACUGAUGCUGAUGGGAAAAGCUGUGAGAAAAUAGCUCCACAUGUGAAUGAACCGGUACAUGUUUGGAGGAAUGAUUCUUUUGUUGCUGCAUUUCCUUCAGAAAUGGUUCGAGUAACUUAUGGCAUAAACUUUCCACAGGCAUCUGCAAUUGGCUGCCAGUGGUUUUCUACCACCCCCUUUGAUGAUUUGGUUUAUUCCAUGCAAAUAGCAUUGUCCAGAACCUUCUGCAUCUAUGAAGAGGUUGAGCAAAUGCGAAAUGCUGGACUUAUCAAAGGAGGUUCUCUAGAAAAUGCCAUCGUGUGCAGUGCUAGUAAAGGUUGGUUGAAUCCACCUCUUCGUUUCAGUGAUGAACCAUGCCGUCACAAGAUUUUAGAUCUUAUUGGUGAUCUCUCGCUGUUUGCUCAGUUUGGUAAUCAAGGACUCCCAGUGGCACACAUAGUAGCUUACAAGGGGGGCCAUGCAUUACAUCUUGAUUUGGCACGCAGACUGAUGGGAAUGACGUGAAAAGUUCACAUUUCCUCUGAUAACCUAGAAGCUAUUGCAAAUUUUGGCAAAUUUGUUGCUGAAGUUCAACCUUAUGCUUUUGAGCUCCUGUUUGGCCAUGGUGGAAUGCCGAAAUGCAUAGACGACUUGUCAUAAUUUUGUUUCUCGUCAUUCUCUCUUUCGGAACCAUCAAAGAGGUGCAGGAGGCCGACCAAGUCCCCCUAGUAUUCCUACCAUUUAGUAAAUAUAUUAGUUAUAAUCAGGAUCAGUUAUGUUUCGGUACCAUUUGAUAAAAAGUAUUUAUGUAUUAGUCCAAUCAUUACACUCGGUAGGAAUUAAUAAUUAAACUUCUUAAUACUAAUCUACAGGCCAGUGAAUUUAUACAAGGAAAAAUUGGGGAAAGAUUUGGAUUGUGGAAUUCCAUGACCAUGGAAACAGAUUCCCCUCACUAA